AUGGUCUCAGGGAGCGUGGACCCAGCUGAAGAUCGGUCGGGUGGCGAGGAGGCGAGCCUACAAGAAGAAGAUGUGCCGAUACCGCAGGAGCGGCAGGGCGACAACAGCGCUAGUGAGGUGUCGCCGAUCAGUGAUGAACGACUCCUGGCCCAUCGACUCACUAACUUCAUCUCUACAAUGGAGCUCAUCCGACCGGACAUUCUCCGAGCAAUUCCCGUAUCCCUGGUGGUUCAUCUUAUUCCUUGGUAUUGGUGGCGAGGCCUUCCAAUGGUUUCUCUGAGUAAGGUAACGCAUGGGAUUGACGAGUUCAUUUCCCAUUGCUGGCAAGCGGCUGCGUGGCAGAAGUAUAUCAACAUAUUGCUCCUGUAUCAGGCUCUUCCAGCAUUUGGCGUGGCUACGUUCUUUGCAAUCAUCGCGUUUGUACUCUACGCUCUUGAUAUUUUGCCAGCGUCAGAUGUGACGACACUGAAGUCCGCAUGGUGCCUUGGGUCGGGAGUGGGAGCCUUCUAUCUUGCUCUGCUGUUGAGUUAUCGCCGGUCGAUGGUGUUCCUGGACCUGGCAUGCAUACAUCAAGAGGACCGCCGACUGAAGGCUGAAGGCAUUCUCAGCAUGGGUGGAUUCCUGAAAAGGUCGAAAUCCAUGCUAGUACUAUGGGGCGGAAGAUACGUGCAAAGGCUGUGGUGCGUGUUUGAACUGAGUGCCUUCAUACAUAGCCAUGGCGAACGUGCAAGCAUUCGAAUGUGCCCUCCACUCUUGGGCCCGACGCUGCUGGGUGGGCACUUUGCGUUUAGCGUGGGUUCCCUCCUAUUGCUGAACUGGCACUGGGAAAGGGAAGGCUUGGACGUGGGGCGGGCUCUUUUUGGCCUUGUCUGCGUGCCGGCGUUUACAUUCGCAGUGCACUCCGUGAGGGCAUAUUUUCGGAGCAUCGACCUGCUUGACAAGCAACUUCGACAGUUCUCGAUCAGUGAGUGUCAAAGUAGCUGCUGUGAGGCCGAACAUCCAAACGGAAUGUCUUGCGACCGACAGGUGCUGUUGAGCUGUAUCUCCAAGUGGUUUGGAUCCGUACAGGCGUUCGAGCUAUGUGUGCAAUCCGACGUACGUGCCCGGAUGGUCCACCAGUUGGCAAACGAUACCCUUACCUAUCCGCGCAUCUUGUUGGCCGCCAGUCCUGCACUAUUCGCCUUGAUGGACCUUAUCAUAUGGUUCAACACAGAGAUCUACUGGUUAAUGGUGGAGCUGUACCGGCCGCUUUCGUACUGGCUGGGCGUGUUCCCCUUCGUGAUAAAGUUGGUGUUUCACAUCAGCCACAGGCUAAGAGCCCGGCUAUGCACAAUGUGCCUAGACAUCCUACUCUCCUUGACCAUUGUUGUCUUUGCAAUCUCUCUUUUUCUGGGGAUCAAUCUUGUUGAGGAGAUUUACCUGAGGCAACUGCUACCCAACCAUUUGCAUGCCUCGCUGGCUUUCCUCAGCAUUUGUAUCCUCUUGGCCGCACUGUCGUGGUGCUGCAUGCCUCGGAUUCGGUACUAG
Messenger RNA from Symbiodinium natans, 1527 nucleotides. The record is from the annotation of a GenBank genome assembly. NCBI's taxonomy places the organism in Eukaryota, Dinophyceae, Suessiales, Symbiodiniaceae.